Chrysoperla carnea is the source of this 2937-nucleotide messenger RNA. RefSeq names its product FHIP family protein AGAP011705. Bases 82 to 2745 code for a protein of 887 amino acids. The transcript is spliced from 12 exons. The record is from RefSeq and is a predicted model, not a curated record. NCBI's taxonomy places the organism in Eukaryota, Metazoa, Arthropoda, Insecta, Neuroptera, Chrysopidae.
AAGAUAACCAAAUUUUUGUGUGUUUCUGUGAAUAUGUGAUUGAUUGUGUGCGUUGCAAAACGAAUUAUUUUGUGUGUAACAAUGAAUUGGCUUAAUAGUUCUGGAUUUCGUAGUGGUUUUACUCGACAACGAACCCCUAGUUUAGAUGCAACGACUGCUGAUCCGGAUGCUUGCUAUGCCAGUUUUAAGGAACACUGGCAACAGGCCUAUAAAAUUAUUCAACGUAGUUAUCAAAAACCGGUCCACGACGAUGUACUGGGAAUGGUUAAUCAUUUAGAGCAAAUGGUAACUCUACUUUUGUACGAGUUAAAAAAUCGUAAUGUCCAUUUAAAUACGAGUACCCUUACAAAUUUAACGCCAUUAUCGCCAAGUAAUACCCAUACACCUUGUCUAGAAUAUUUACUAUCGGAAAAUCUAUUAGAUAAAGUCUAUGAAUGGGGUCUACGAACUGGAAAGUAUGGAAAUGCUGUUCGAUUAGAGCAAAUAAAAAUGUAUGAAAUGUUAAUAAAUAUAUCGUCGCAUGAAUUACUCGUCCACGAACCAUUUUUACGGCCCCUUUUAAAGCUAUUGUUAUCGUGUCAGGGUGAAUGUUUCCCUGAUAAUAUUGUUAAGGAUUUAGUCCAAUUAUUGUAUCAGUUAUGUGUUUCGCUUAUGCAAAAAGCUGAAUUAUUGGAUUUAUUUUUUGUAUCAACACCUGGUUCACCGACUAAAUUUAUAAUUUUUUCGUUGCUAAUUCCCUACGUCCAUACCGAAGGUGCCACUGGCCUACAAGCGAGAGACGCGUUGUUACUUUGUAUGUCACUAUCGAAAAAGAAUUUAAAUAUUGCUGAGCAUAGUAACGUCUGUCCAAUGUUGGCUACAGGUUUAAGUGGUUUAUAUUCAUUGUUACCGCGAAAUUUUAAAAUUGAAACAGAAGACUGGCAUCGUUUCACACCAGAUGAUGUAAAAGACAUUAAAGAGUUAGCCUUGUUUAUGAAUUCAUUAGAAUUUUGUAAUGCGGCUGCGCAAGUUGCACAUCCAAUUAUCAAAUCACAAUUAUUAGAUUUUUUAUAUCAAGGUUUUCUGUUUCCUGUUUUAAAACCGGCACUUUUACAGUCUGACGUAACGGAACAAAUAGCCGCUGUGGCAUACCUAGAUUUAAUAAUGAGAUCGGUAUCAGAACCCGGUUUAUUGCCAGCGAUGAUACGAUUUUUAUUAAAAGAAACAAUCAACGAUGUAUAUUUAUUAGAAGUAUUAAUUUGUCGUAUUGAUUCGGCGAAUUCCUUUCGUUUAAGUUUAGUAACAUUGGCAUUAUUUGAAACGUUAGUCGAUUUAAACUGUGAAGAUAUCAUGUUAGAAUUAAUAUUUAAACAUCUAAAGCCAUGUUCACACUUAAUGUUACCACAACGUCCAUUAAUUAUCGAUACGGAUACGUAUACGAUCAACAUGGAUAAAUUAUUUUCGUUAGUACCAAAUUGUUGUCGAAUUAACAACUCCCAAAUACCACCAGCUCAAUCAAUAUCGUCCACAAGAUCCUCUCUAUCGAACGGAUCAUCAACGUCCGCGGAUGUCGUGACGAACAACAGUGGUGCUAUGUCGUUGCCAACAAAUUGGAAUCAUUAUGGCACACAAGUGAAUGAUACGUUGCUGGGCAAUUAUCAUGCGUAUUUGUGUGACGCACGACAAAAGAUUACGAUGUGUCGUCAAGCAUGCGUGUCCUGGAGUUCAACGUACGAUUGUGUGGAACGAAAAUUUAAUACAGAACAUCAGAAUACUGGUGAUAGUUUAAUGGAUGGAACACUUUGUUCGGAGGAUCUUUACGAUUUAGAAGAACGAACAGCUACAAAUAGUUUACAAUCGUUAGGUGACAGCAGCGAUUACGGAAGUUUUAAGUAUAAGGGCGAAGAAAAUGGUAUUAAUAGUAGUAAAAUGGUAUGGAAACAAUCGUGUCAUCCCCCCUUAGAUAUUCAUAGUACAACUAUCGAUAAAGACGAUUCAACCACUGAAAUGUGUUCGAGUGUUGGUUUAUUUUUGAAUAUUUUAUUGGAAAAAUUAAGUGAUAUGCUAAAAAAUAAUAUUUAUGUAAAUUUCCAUUUAACUGGUCUCAUAUCACGGCUGGCAAUUUAUCCGCAAACGUUACUUCAAUCGUAUCUUUUGAAUUAUCAAUUAGUCUUACAGCCAAAUGUUCGAUCUAUUUUCCAAGUUGUCGGUUUAUUAAAACAUCAAAUCGAUGAAUAUAUGUCGAAUAAUGCGGAUUCCGAUUUAAUAUUAACGAAUGCACGCCAAUGGUUAUUCGAACGAGAGAAUAAAUUAUUAAAUUUACGAUGGAAAGGUGUACGUAACGAAGAACCAAUACCAACAACGAACAAUCAAGUCGCCAGACUUGAGCCAAAUUUAUCACGUAGUUCGAGUAGUUUAACCAAUUCUGUCACGUCCAUGUUAAAACGAACUAGUAUUGGUUCCAACUUUUUCCGAAAACAAACAAUGCAACAAAAUUCGUCGCACAACAGUAAUUCUCAACAGUCAGCUGAUUCAACGUCUUUACAUUCAUUAAACAACGAGGCGCAUUCAUUAAACAUAGCAAGUGGCUCCUCCACAGGUGGUACAGGUGGAGCUACAUCUACAUCAAUAUCACGUGGUGUUGUUGAUAAUGUUGCGUUAUGUGCAAUACUUUUAGAUGAAUGGUUAAAAGAAUUGGCGGCCAUAUCACAAGAACAAACCAUUGCUCAGUUAACGGAUGUUUUCUCCAAAAAUUAUUUACAUUAAUGGUUUGUUUUCUAGCCGACUAAAUAAGGAAAAGUCUGUUUUCAUUAUUUUUUAUUUUGUAAAAUAAUUUAACAUAUCCCUUUUAAUUAUGUUCCCUUAGCCACCAUAUUUACGCACAAAAUAUUCGCUCAUUAAUUUUUAAUAAUAUACAUUCAUUUUUUAAUAUGUUCAAUUUUAAGGAUGUAAGAGCGU